Molecule: messenger RNA, 3571 nt
Organism: Anthonomus grandis grandis
Lineage: Eukaryota; Metazoa; Arthropoda; Insecta; Coleoptera; Curculionidae
Exons: 14
Coding region: 95-3565 (1156 amino acids)
Biological process (GO): regulation of post-transcriptional gene silencing
Source: RefSeq, a predicted model, not a curated record
UGUUUACGUUUUUUUUUAAAGUAGAAAAAACCUUUUUUAAUUAAAUUACUGAACAUUUUGAAUCAAAUUUGUAUUAAAUCCCUCUUUUCCUGAAAUGGAAGUUCUAGAUAAGCAACUUAACGACAAUAACCCAGUGUUAGUUUCCCAAGUAUUUUCCCGGCUGGUUGAAAAUACCCUUAAAACCAAAACAGAUGGAAAACAAGAAUAUAAUUAUUUAAAACAGAAAUGUUUAAAUGGAAGUAAUUUAAUAAGUACUACUGCUAGAUUGGCUAUCAUAAAAUUAGUGGCAAAUAAAGUGUUUAAUAUAGAUCAGGUCCUGGCAGACCUUGUUACUAGCAUAUCUACUGCACGCAAUACAGCGUCCUUAACAAAAAUUAUAAUGAAUCUUUUACAUGUACAAUUCAAAGUCCAUGCUGCAAUCACAAAAUUUGAAGUGGCACAACAUCCCAUAAUUAAAGCUUUGCAAGCAGAUUCACACACAGACCUACAGGUAUGCAUUUAUAAUGAAAUCGUACAAAGUGUUCUUGAAGACAACAGGCUUAAUAUUUUGUAUGAACCUUUAUAUAUGUAUUGCAUAUGCAGCCCUGCUGUUAAAACUGAGUUAAGCUUACUUAAACAGAAAUUGUGGAGCUUUCUAGUUCAAAAUGAUCUGGAUAACAAAAGUGAUGUUGUUUUUAAACUAUGCAGCUUUAUUCAGGUACAAAGAAGACAUUCCAAGCUCACAGGUUUUUUGCUUACCGAAUUUCUUCAAUCACACAGGAAUAAUUUAGACUAUAAACAUUUAGAAUAUAUGAUAUUACUGCAAAUUUUAGUAAUACAUAACAUGAUAUUAAAUAACCAGGAUUGCAGGAUUCUUAUAAAAACAGUGCUAACACUAUUGCCAAAUGUCUCAUUUUGCCAUCAUAACUUAUGCCUGCUACUGUUGUCAAAAUCUGUUUUAGUGUGUUCUCCUUUAUAUUUAGAGGAACUUUUUAAUCUUUGCUAUUACUUUGCUCAACAAAAUGUAUGUGCCUCUUACAGCUAUUUCACAUUAAAAUCAACAAUACUUAACUGGCUAGCAGGUCCUUGCAUGUUAACUCAAGAAGCACUUAAAAUAGCAAGAGAAAUACUAAAACUUGAGCCACAUGUAUGUAGAAAAAGGCCUGAAAUAUUUGCCUCAAGACUUAACAUUAACAAAUUUAAUUAUUUAGCGUUUUGCAAUCCAGAGAUAUUUUUGUGCUUGCAGUUGGGCAUUAAAAUGGAAUGCACAAAAGAUAUUUCUAAGUUUAUUUUUAUCCUCAGCAAAGCACCGCUGCAUUUCUUAAAAAAUUGCUUUCAACUUCUCUGUGGGUUGUUGUUAAAUCCAAACUUGGAUAUCGAGGGUAAAUUGGAAAUUUUAGCAAUGGUAGUAAAGUGCUCCACUCAUUAUUUGGAGCUGUUACCAGUGGCUUUGACAACUGUUUUGUAUUUGCUCUCAAAUAGUCAAGAUAACAGGCUACAUUUUCAAUUAUUGAAAGUUUUACCCCAAAUGGCCAGAGUCAAGGAAAACGUACCAAAGGUUUUAGCCACAAUCAAGGCCAUUGCAACUCAGUCACCGGUAUUAGCAAAUGUGGCCUUGAAACUCAUGUAUGAUACAUGGGAAAUUGAAAAUAAAUGCUACUCGUCUUUGGAAAUGCUUGCAGUCCAAAAUGUUACUUUGGAUAAGCAUGAUUUGCUUGAAAGAAAUGUUGUUAAAUCCUAUGUCUUUAUGAAAUUGUGUGAAAAACGACCGGAACUAUACGGAAAAGAUCUGGUAGCGCAUCUCUCAAAAAUCCUUAACGAAUGUACCGAUCCUAAUGGAGCAGUACCCACUUCCAUAGCCCUCGAUGGCAUCAGAAACCUAUGUAAAGCCGAGACUAUUGAUAUGAUUACUACAUGGGCCACACUUGCUCCGAAAUUUAAAAACGACAUAAGACCUCCUGUUAUUAAAAGUUUGUGUGGACUAGUCAGUGAAAUUCCUAAUCUACAUUACACCCAAUCAUAUGAUGAAUUAAACGACGAUGUAAUAAAAACUUUAUGGAACUAUGUCGUGGAAAGUCAUACUGAAAUUAUAGUAGAGUCGGCAUUGGAUGCCCUCUCAAAGUUUGACUUUGGUCUCAUUUGCCUACAUAUUCCCGAGAUUUAUUUGGAAGAAGGUAGUGGUAAACUUAGUGCUGUGGGUGAUCAAAGAGUUGUACAAGGUAAAGUUUGGCUCAAAUUCCUAUGCACACACAAGUACAAGGGAGCGGCUAGAAGUUUUCUGAUAAACCUAGUUACAACAGAAAUCAAUAAUUACCUUAAAUACGUUUACCAGUUAAAAUCCCAAAGAGAACCUGAAAACUACGGAAGUCUGCCUUCUCAUAGUGUUGUAAGGGCUUUAGGUGAACAUGUAAAACAUAACGUUAUCAAGGUUUUAUCUGAAGGCAAAAAUUCUAGCAUGAGAGAACUUUACCUGGACUGUCUGAAAAUAUUAAGUUUAAAAUAUUCAAAACCACUUCCACCACUAGAUUGGUGUUUUCUGCAAGAAAUUAUACACGUUGAAGAAUUCGAGCCGUUUUGUCUGGACAUGGCGUCGCAUCAAGCAAUUUUAUCAGGUUCAGCCAGAAGACUUAUAGAAAAUUAUAUUGUUGCUGUAACCGCUAACCCUAAGACCGAAAACGCCCUUCACGUGUACAGAAACUUAAAAUGUUUGGCCAAUAGCAUCCAGCCUGUUACGCUAAAACCGUUUUUGCAAUCGACAUUGGAUUUUUGCCUAAAGAACUUCGAGAAAGAACGUGAUGGUUUUGAAAAAUGUUUACAUUUCUUAAAAGAUGUUUUAACUGGGAUUGAGAUACAAGAUGUUAAUAAAAAUAUUAUUGAAGAAGUUGUAACAGAGAUUCUGUUUGUUGUCAGUAUGGAUUCUGAGGCAUUUCCAUUACUCCUUCACUGCAUCCCCUUAUCACCCAAAGGCCUAAAAACGAUAUGCAAGUUUAACGAACAAUUUAAUGAAGCAGAGUUCAUUAAAGUUACUAAAAUAAUAUCUCAUGUUUCAAGGUAUUCAACUUUGGAAUACCCAUUAGUGUGGUUAAAUGAUAUAAUUUCAUGUGCUUGCAAGAAUAACAUACAAAUCUCUUUAUAUUUUGAUGAUUUCACUUCUCCAUUAAUCGAACAUUCCGCUCACGACAAAUCGCCCUUGUGGCUUACCGACCUGUUCGGUGAAAUUCAGGCGAAAGUAGCUGAUAGAUGUGACUUAUUUGAGAUUAAAUAUUACUGUGAUAUUCUGGCGAUAGCCGUAGUAUACUUUUCAGGACUUUACGUUACUUUACCCAAAUAUGGAAUCGACGAAAUUAAAUAUUUCUUGCCGGCUGCACUUUGUUUCUUGUUAGAUGAACCUAUGUGGAGUCUUGGCACUGGACAGAUCCUAGAAUGGCUGCACCAUAUGAAUUGCUCAGAAAGUGUACCAGAGAACUAUAAGCGUAUUUUUGGUUGGGCCUUAUGUGCUUUGAGACACCAAGAAGAUUUUUCAAAAAGUUCCGCAUGGUUGAAAUAUUUUGAUUGUGAAGUACACACGUCUAAUAUAGAUUCUUGAAAUCUG